GUGAGUGUGGAUCUGUGUGUGAUCUGUGUGUGUGUGUGUGUGUGUAGAGGGAUCGUGGCAAAGGUUCCCAAAAGGACCUAUUUUGAGAGAUGUUUGAGAAGAGGAACGCUCUGGUGUUAUUGGACAUCUUGUGUGUGUUCAUAGCUUCGUUACCGUUUGCCAUUCUGACGGUGCGGUGCAAACCGUACAUCCGCGGGUUCUUCUGCAGCGAUGAAAGCAUCAGCUACCCCUACGUAAAGGAGACUAUCUCAAUGGAGCUAAUGGCGGCUGUCACCAUCUCCUCCAGCAUCAUCAUCAUCACCACUGGGGAGGCGUACAUGGUUUGCACUAAGCGUAUCUACUCGAGGUCCGAGUGCAAUAACUAUGUUGCCGCCCUCUACAAGGUGGUGGGGACCUUCUUCCUGGGCUCCGCGAUCAGCCAGUCCCUGACCGACAUCGCCAAGUACACCGUGGGGCGUUUGCGGCCCAACUUCCUGUCCGUGUGUAACCCCAACAUGACGUUGCUGAACUGCUCUGCGUACCAACAGGCGGACGGUGUGUGUACGGGGCCAACCAAGAGCGUGACCGAGGCGCGGCUGUCGUUUUACUCCGGUCACUCAUCCUUUGGGAUGUAUUGCAUGGUCUUCCUCUCGCUCUACCUUCAGGCUCGCCUGCAGGCCAAGUGGGCGAGGCUGGUGAGACCCACCAUCCAGUUCUUCCUCAUCGCCUUUGCACUUUACGUUGGUUACACCCGAGUCUCUGACUACCGGCACUAUUGGAGUGACGUGCUGGUGGGGCUAUUCCAGGGAGCCAUCGUCGCCGUUUUAAUCGUCCGAUACAUGUCCGACUUCUUCAAACACAGACCUCUGCUCUUGGACGAGUCUGAGACCGAGACAGAGAGGAAACCCAACAUCCCACUGACUGAGACGGAGCCCAUGAAUUAUUACGGCAGUCGGAGUGUGCCCUGAAAGGCAGCCUAUAACCGGCCAAUUUUGUGGAGAAAUCUGCUCCCUUUCCAUCCGCGUCCCAGAGAGAGAGAGAGAGAGAGAGAGAGCUCAACGUGUUCUGUUUUCAACCCAGACCCCCCU
Molecule: messenger RNA, 1067 nt
Organism: Callorhinchus milii (elephant shark)
Lineage: Eukaryota; Metazoa; Chordata; Chondrichthyes; Chimaeriformes; Callorhinchidae
Gene: plpp2a
Product: phospholipid phosphatase 2a
Exons: 6
Coding region: 90-947 (285 amino acids)
Biological process (GO): phospholipid metabolic process; signal transduction; phospholipid dephosphorylation
Molecular function (GO): phosphatidate phosphatase activity
Source: RefSeq, a predicted model, not a curated record